Dendrobium catenatum is the source of this 864-nucleotide messenger RNA. RefSeq names its product protein FAR1-RELATED SEQUENCE 5-like. Lineage: Eukaryota; Viridiplantae; Streptophyta; Magnoliopsida; Asparagales; Orchidaceae. The transcript is spliced from 2 exons. The coding region runs from base 1 to 864 and encodes 287 amino acids. The record is from RefSeq and is a predicted model, not a curated record.
AUGGCUGCAAUUCGCGGAAGCUACAAGAAGCCACCAUGGCCAGCUGGAAGAGAGGAGACCGGUGGUGGUAGGAGGUUCAAGCCAGCGUCUGGUCUCCACCCCAGAACUGAAGCCAGGAAGGAGAUCCGCCCCUUUUCUUUUAUGUUUGCGCUUUACUUGCGCUUUCAGGCUGUUUAUAAAGAUGAGAUAGAAGCAUAUGAAUGUUUUUGCACUUAUGCUCACGAUAAUGGCUUUAGUGUCCGAAAGAAUCAUCACAGUUUUUGGCCAAAUUCUAGAAAGAUAAAAUUGAAGGACUUUGUUUGUUCAAAAGCUGGUUUCAAGAAAAGUGAUGAUCAUAAUUCAGGAAAGGGAAAGAGAUUCACUAGACCAGUUGUCAGAACAGGUUGUCCAGCCAUGGUGAGGUUUGUCACAGAUGAAGAUGGUUACUGGCAUGUCAAAAGAUUUAUUGAAUCCCACAACCAUGAAUUAGCUAGCCCAGCCGACCGACACCUUUUAAGAUCAUGUAGGAAUAUUAUUGAGGAAAAAGCUUCCGUCUUAAAAUUGAUGACAGAUGUAGGGAUUAAAACCGUUGAUGCAUAUGCCUACCUUGCAGAGGAAGUUGGUGGAUGUGAGAAUAUCGGAUUCUCUAAGAGGGAUGCCUAUAAUUUUAUUCAGAAGGAGAAAAGAGCAAGGAUUGAAAUUGGUGACACUAAUCCUUUGAUUCAAUUAUUUAAAGAUCGACAAGUUGAGGACCAUAUGUUCGCAUGGGAUGUUCAAUAUGAAGAUCAGGAUAGAUUGUUAAAUUUUUUCUGGGUUGAUGGUAGAAGCAUGAUAGAUUAUGAAUGUUUUGGAGAUGUGUUGAUUUUUAUACUAGUUACAGGCUGA